This is a messenger RNA of Drosophila bipectinata, 1521 nucleotides long. RefSeq lists its product as uncharacterized. The record is from RefSeq and is a predicted model, not a curated record. Lineage: Eukaryota; Metazoa; Arthropoda; Insecta; Diptera; Drosophilidae.
ACGAGUUCGCUUUCAUUGCCUUUCCUAUCAACUAGUUUCCAAAAAUUCUCUGUACCUUUUGGAUAGACAUACACAUUUCAGCUUAAAAGCAUUAAAUUCCCUUUUGUGAUUUCCCUUCUACGAUAUCCUUUCAAGUUCAAGAGCGUUGUAUGGAGAAAGUAAUGAAGGCGCAAGAGGCUUCGGGCGUGGCGCCCGCGUCUGCACUGCGAUGCUGUUGCAACUGCAGGAGGAAGCUGGAUCCCUAUCAGCUGUUCGAUGACAACGUGGAGGACAUCGCCAAGAGCCUGGCCCAGAUAAUGCUCAUCUGCGGCAUCAACACGAGCAAGUCCUGCAUGGCCAAGUCGAUCAUUAAGCGGGCCUUCGUCUACCACGACAAGCUGCGCACCACGUGUCCGCCGCAGCCGGCUCCUGGCACCCACUUGAACCGGGAGGACGUGCUGCAGGCCCUGCGACUAAAGUGCUCCAUGGAACCAGUGGAGGCGAUGUUGGCCUACUCGAUUAUCAAGCGGGCUUUCAAGGCUUUCUACCACGGAAAGCCGCCGGUCAGCAUCAGCAACCCCAUUGUGGAUGCCAUGGCGGUGCACACCCAGUACUCCGCCUGGAUGCACGCAGCCUACAAGACGGCCAGGAUCUUCGACAACUACAAGGCGGCCUUCUUCUGGGCCCACAAGCACUACGAGCGCCAGAUAAACCUCGUCUACUGCGCCCUGUACAAGCGGAUGACGGCCCGGUCGGAUCCCCUGAUGGUGCCCGGGUGUCCUUGCAAGGGCUGCUCCAAGCAGGAGGUGCCCGGCCACCCCAAGGCUGGCCAGCGCAAAAUGGAGAAGAUCAAGCUGUCGGAGGGUGCAGAUCUCCCGGAACCCUGCAUCCUUUGCGGCUUGCAAGUUCCCAAGAUGGACAAGGACAAGAUGGUCAGGACCCGACUGCCCCGGCCCAUCCUCAACCACGAGGUGAACCUGCCCCGGUGCCAGGAGUGCAACUCGCCCUUCCUCAUCUGCGAGUGCAACAUCGACCAGCUGACUGGCGAGCAGUUCGGCGAGUGCGGUCAGGACUCGUACAAGGUCAAGUGGUACCGCCUGGAGGAGCCCCAUCUCAUCGGCUCGGUGGGCACCACAAGAGCUCGAGACGACAACUCGGAGGACCCGGAGGACAGCACCUACGGGGAGGCGAUGGAGCCUCCCGAGGACUGGGACAACCACCACUGCCCCAUUGACUGCAAACACGACUCCUGCAGCGAGGCCUCGAAUGUGUGCCAGUCCUCAGACUCCUCCGACGAGGCGUCCACCUUCGCCAGCUGCUCCGAGGGCGAGGGGGACGAGGACAUCGUGGCCAAGCUGGAAGACUACCUCAACAAGCUCUGGAACGAGGAGGUGGCCCAGAAGAAGAACCCCAACUAUGUGCCCAGGACUAUCGAGCCGCCGACUCCGCGGUGCAACAAGUGCAGGGACUGAGUCUCUCUAUUUGUGGGUUUGGCUCUGGCAGUAAAAUUGUUUAAAAUAUAUAUUAUGAUGAAAACAUUAA